UGAACACUUCAUCACAACACUGACGUUCACUGAGCAGCUCACGGGUAAAACUAGCUGAAAUCUGGAUGCAUGUAGUCACUGUAGUCAGAAGAGUCAACCGCUGUGGAUAUUUUUGUAUUUUCUCUUUGGGGUCAUACAAUUUGAAGGUCGAGAAGCAAAAUGACAAGUUCUCUGUCUCUCCUGUUCGGUCUGACAACAUUGGCUGUGGUUUCAUCGCUGGUCUACAGUAGUGCUUCUAGCUCUAAGAAUGAAGAAGACUGUCACUUGUCGCAGAUGGCGGUCCCAAUGAUUCUAGACCAAACCACUGUGAGGCUUCAAAGCCCAGAAUUCAUUGCUGAUGAUGUCAAUGAGCCACGAGUAACGUGUGGGAUCAAGUGCCAAAAGAACCUGCCAGAGCGGAGUCCUGCUGAGCUGAAUCGACUAUUGUCUUAUGAAACAAUCUACGAGAACGGAACGCGCACCUUCACCAAAAUCAAACUGGAAGGGCUCAACGAAUUAAGGAAUGUAUCUUCAGUUUUCUGCAAUCCAGGUCACCUCAAACGCAGAAAACGUCAGGUCUAUGGCAUGGACGGACGCUUUGUGAUCACAGAUAAACACUUUACAACCAACUACCCGUUUUCAGCCUCUGUGAAGCUCUCUACUGGAUGCUCUGGGAUCCUGGUUUCUCCAAGACACGUACUGACUGCUGCACACUGUGUCCAUGAUGGCCAAGGCUACCUUAAAGGGACCAGGAAGCUCAGAGUUGGUAUCCUGAAACUUCACUCCAAGCGUAGUGGAGGACGCCAACGAGGAGGCAGGAGGAGAGGAGAAAAGAGGAAAGAAAGUGAAGUGGGAAAUGAAGAAGAUGCAGCCACUGAAAGAGGGCAAGUUAAAAGAGAAUGGGAACACAAGCGGAAAAGGAAGAACCAUUUCAGGCGUAGUUCUGAUUCAUAUCAGUCCAGAUUAACAGGUACAGAUUCCAGACAGCCAAUGUUCCGGUGGACACGCACCAAAGUAAUACAAGUGCCUACUGGCUGGAUGAUGAGAGUAGGCAAUGAGGUCUCGAUUGAUUUUGAUUACGCCCUACUAGAGCUCAAACGACCCCAUAAGAUGAAGUACAUGGAAUUAGGAGUUCCUGUUGUCAGGGACAUCCCUGCAGGUAGAAUCCACUUCUCAGGUUUUGAUAAUGAUCAGUCAGGUGUGGUCUACCGAUUCUGUUCAGUUCUCGAAGAAUCAAAUGACCUCAUGUACCAGUACUGUGAUGCACAAAAGGGGUCCAGUGGAGCUGGUGUGUACGUAAGGCUAAGAGAGCCAGACAGGAGUAUUGGAGGAAAAGAGAAAUGGAAGAGGAAGGUAAUUGGUGUGUUCUCUGGACACCAAUGGUUGGAUGUUGAUGGAAUACAGAAGGACUAUAAUGUGGCUAUCAGAAUAACACCUGCAAAAUAUGCCCAGAUAUGCCACUGGAUCCAUGGAAAUGCCAGCCAGUGUAGAUUGGCCUGAGAAGUCACUGAAUACACAUUCUCUGGUGAAAGUAACCGCAUAUAUCACAUCUAACUUGGUGUCAACAGGUCCUAGACUGCUGGGAUGGUCUUUGGAUAGAAGCACUUUUGAACACUAGUCAUGUUUGUUGCCAAACAGCCAUGACCUUGACUGGGUUUUAAUACCGCACACACGCAACCAUAGGAUCUCUGGAGGGAGUUUAUUUCUGUUGGUAUUGUAAUGUCAUGUUCAAGGCCAUGUUUAUGUCCCAAUACCAACAUCCCCAGCUGAGGAUACUUGUUCAAAAUUUUCCUGUAGUUAUUAGGAAAUUACAUAAAAUUUAUAUGAACAGUAAAUGUGGGUAUUUUUCAAAAGUUUCUCCAGCAGAUACCAAAUCAUUGGACAUUUGUUCAACCAUUUCCAAUUAAGUAAUUAUAGUCUUAACUGUAUUAGUAUUUAAUUUAAUGCAUUUGUCUUAUAAAGCAAAUUCACUUUCAGUUCAUUCAAUAAUUUUAAAUGCAUUACAAGUUACCUUCAUCUGUUUUCAAAUGCACUGCUUUAUGCUGUAAUCUGCUGAACUGCUACAAAGCACACCUGGUAUUAACAUGCAUUUUGGGUGAUUAUUUAAAAUGGGACAAUGCUAGAGACCAGUGUAAAUGGGAUACAAAACAUUUGAUAGUCCUCCACUUCAACCUCAUUCAGAGGUAGCUGAAAGUGGUUGAAAACCACUCCGGGGACACUUAUCCAUUCAAACAGUAAUGAAAUGCCACCUCAUCACCCUUAUAUCAAUCAAAAUAAAAGUUUAAAACUUCACCAGUUACAUGUGGCUUUAAAAAGGAAAUGAUCAUCUAAAUUGAAAAUUUUGAAAACUAAUACAUUCAAGCACAACACUUAUCUGUUUUGCUACAUAUCAAUAUCUGGCAUAAGCAGACACAUCUGAAGGUCAGUUAAUAGAAGUACUCCACUAAAACAAUUUAGCUCCAAACGUCAUGUUUGCACUUUAUUAAGUACAAGUGUAAUUAAGAUAUACCUGCACCAGAUUUAAGCACCUUUUCCUCACUUUAAUUUGUGCACUUUAUAAUCAUUAUUUAAUACACUGACGUAGUGUGUGAUGUCUCUAAAAGAGACGCAACGCA
This is a messenger RNA of Xyrauchen texanus (razorback sucker), 2594 nucleotides long. Its product is annotated as inactive serine protease 35-like. NCBI's taxonomy places the organism in Eukaryota, Metazoa, Chordata, Actinopteri, Cypriniformes, Catostomidae. Gene Ontology annotation, biological process: proteolysis. The transcript has 2 exons. The record is from RefSeq and is a predicted model, not a curated record. Bases 160 to 1479 code for a protein of 439 amino acids. Gene Ontology annotation, molecular function: serine-type endopeptidase activity.